AUGCCGUUCCGAUCGUCCAUUGCGAGACUCAUUGACAGCAAGACGUCGUUGCCGCUUUGCACGAUUGAGUUACAGGGACCGUCGCGUCGUCUGCUCAAGGCGCGUCACCAUGACAUUGAUAAAAUGGAGAUAAAGACCAAGUCGUUGACUGCGACAUUGCACGCCAAGGCCAUCAAGUUCACUGUCUACAAACUGCAGAUCCGUAGCAAUGCCCGCUAUGCAGAUACUGUCAAGUGGGUGCUCAUCAAGCGCUACUCCGAGUUCUUCUACUUCCGUCAGACUUUGUUGAAGCACGUUGAGAAAUGGGAUCGGCAGUUCCGCGACAACUCAAAUCGGUCACAAUGCAAGGAGUUUGCUCUUGCAGAAGCGCUGCUACUGCCGGCACUACAGACUCCCACAUUUCCACGUAAACACAUGCGAUGCGACACUGACGUCAUCGUCAAAGAACGUCAGAAGAAACUGCAGCAGUUUGUGCGCGAGAUGCUGGACGCGUAUACGGACAUCUCUGUAUACAUGUACGACUCACAUUUGCGAAACACUCGGACCCUUUCGAAUCUUAGUGAAGCUCUUGAUAUGCUCGAAGAGUUUCUCGAAAUUCCACUGCAGCAGAAAGAGAUCAACCGCUGUCGAACUGCUGCCGUCUUGGCGCUGGAAGAAGUUGGUCCCGGAGAUAUUGCAAGCUCGAUCGCCACGCAUCACACGUGCUGCAUCUGUCUGAAUGAGUACAACUGUAGAAAAGAAGCGGGCGGGACUGUGAAAGAUAGUAUGGUGAAGCUUCCUUGCUCGCAUCAUUUUCACGAAGACUGUAUUAUCGACUGGUUCAACACUAGCACCACGUGCCCUUUGUGCCGAAAACAUGCGUUUACAGACGCGCAGCGAUCGUUCGCAGUGUUGAUCGAGUGA
Messenger RNA from Peronospora matthiolae, 903 nucleotides. Lineage: Eukaryota; Oomycota; Peronosporomycetes; Peronosporales; Peronosporaceae. The record is from the annotation of a GenBank genome assembly.